Staurois parvus is the source of this 840-nucleotide messenger RNA. The record is from the annotation of a GenBank genome assembly. NCBI's taxonomy places the organism in Eukaryota, Metazoa, Chordata, Amphibia, Anura, Ranidae.
CGGAACACCACACACGUACGGUGCCAGUGCUCUCGGUUCGGAAGUUUUGGUGUCCUUAUGGAUGGAUCACACCGAGAGCAGCUGGAGGGAGAUCUGGAAACUUUGGCCAUUGUCACAUACACAUGCCUGACCAUCUCGCUGGUGGCUCUCCUGACAACAUUUGCAAUCCUGACAUCUCUAAAGGGGCUGAAAACCAACACCCGAGGGAUCCAUUCCAACAUCGCCAUGGCGCUUUUCUUCUCCGAACUGAUCUUUCUUCUGGGCAUCAACAGCACAGAAAGUGAGUUUCUCUGCACCGUCAUCGCCAUCCUGCUGCAUUAUUUUUUCCUGUCCACCUUUGCCUGGCUGUUUGUGGACGAGCUUCACAUCUACCGCAUGCAGACCGAAGUAAGGAACGUAAACUUCGGUGCCAUGAGAUUUUACCACGCCAUUGGUUGGGGUGUCCCCGCCAUAAUCACAGGCUUGGCGGUGGGACUGGACCCGGAAGGUUAUGGAAAUCCAGACUUCUGUUGGAUCUCGAUUCAUGAUAAACUUGUGUGGAGUUUUGCUGGACCCAUCGCUAUAGUGAUUGUGCUGAAUGGUGCCAUGUUUCUUAUGGUUGCCAAACUCACCUGCUCACCCGGACAGAAGGAGGCCAAGAAGACAUCUGUCCUCAUGACUUUGCGAAGUUCCUUCAUUCUCCUCCUGUUAAUCAGCACUACCUGGCUUUUCGGUCUGCUGGCUGUUAAUAACAGCAUUCUGGCCUUUCACUACCUCUAUGUUCUCCUCUGCAGCCUGCAGGGUUUGGCUGUGCUGGUUAUCUUCUGUGUCCUCAAUGAGGAAUUCCAGGAAGUGUGGAAG